AUGCCUACGCAGUCGGAUUCAGCUAGCGAUGUCGAGGCUUCGCAAGGCAGCGCUCUUGGGGACCAAGUCAAAUCCUUUCUUGCUGGAGGCUUCGGAGGAGUGUGCGCUGUUCUAGUCGGCCAUCCAUUCGACCUCACCAAAACGCGCUUACAGACGGCGGGGCCCGGGGUUUACAAGGGGGCUGUCGACGUCGUCAAGCAGACUCUCGCUCGGGAUGGUAUAACCGGACUUUACCGUGGUAUCGUCCCUCCGCUUCUGGGAGUCACGCCCAUCUUCGCCGUGUCAUUCUGGGCCUAUGAUACCUCCAAGGCGCUCAUCUAUGCAGUCACCCCGAACCGGACGAGCAAAGAGCUGUCGUUGGGAGAGCUUGCUGCCGCGGGAUUCCUAUCGGCAGUCCCGACCACGGCCAUAACUGCGCCAGUGGAACGGGCGAAGGUUGUCCUACAGGUAGACAUAGAGGGUAAAUAUAAAGGCGUCACAGAUGCUAUGCGCCAUCUAUACAAGGAAGGCGGUCUUCGCAGUAUAUUCCGAGGCACAGGUGCAACGCUAGCUAGGGAUGGUCCCGGGAGUGCAGCGUAUUUCGCUGCGUAUGAAGUCACAAAGAAGGCGCUUACACCUGCAGGUGGAUCACCAGCGGACCUGAACCUUCCCGCCGUCAUCCUCGCUGGGGGUACCGCAGGAGUGGCCAUGUGGGCGAUUGCCAUUCCUCCGGAUGUUCUCAAAUCGCGCCUGCAGUCCGCACCCACGGGUACAUACUCUGGCAUGAUGGAUUGUGCGAGAAAGACCAUAGCCGUUGACGGCGUAGGAGCCUUAUGGAAAGGGUUCGGACCGGCGAUGGCUCGGGCAUUCCCUGCAAAUGCAGCAACGUUCCUGGGGGUCGAAGCAACCAAGAAACUAUGGGAGCAAUUCUUCUGA
This is a messenger RNA of Punctularia strigosozonata HHB-11173 SS5, 915 nucleotides long. RefSeq names its product mitochondrial carrier. The transcript has 8 exons. Gene Ontology annotation, cellular component: mitochondrial envelope. Gene Ontology annotation, biological process: carnitine transmembrane transport; mitochondrial transport. NCBI's taxonomy places the organism in Eukaryota, Fungi, Basidiomycota, Agaricomycetes, Corticiales, Punctulariaceae. The record is from RefSeq and is a predicted model, not a curated record. Gene Ontology annotation, molecular function: O-acyl-L-carnitine transmembrane transporter activity. Bases 1 to 915 code for a protein of 304 amino acids.